This is a messenger RNA of Strongyloides ratti, 240 nucleotides long. RefSeq lists its product as hypothetical. The record is from RefSeq and is a predicted model, not a curated record. Bases 1 to 240 code for a protein of 79 amino acids. Lineage: Eukaryota; Metazoa; Nematoda; Chromadorea; Rhabditida; Strongyloididae. The transcript has a single exon.
AUGACUACUGUUGGUGGAUCUAAAAUGGGAGCUUCUACUAUGACUGCUUUAGGUGGUACAUCAAUGACUGGUGGUGGCGCAUCACCAAUGCCAUCUGGAGGUGGUGGAGCUGGUAGUGCUGGUAAAUCUAUAGGUGGCGGAGCUCCCAUGCCUGCUGGUGAAACAACAUCUGCUUACUUUGGUGCUCCAGGUGGCGCAAGAGGUGGUGGAGCUGUUUCAGCUUAUUUUGCUCCAAAGUAA